UGCUGUCCUUCUCGCUCACGAAGCGAGGGCAUAUAAGGUGGGAUGCUGUGGCCUCCGCUUCAUCAGUACCAAACAAACACACACGUCAAGUCCACCGUGCCAGUUAAGUUUGAUCAUCAUGAGGCUUGAUAAUAUACACAUUUUUUCUUGCGUUCUUCUUACGCUCGGAUUUUUUAUCCUGUCGGAGUGUGCGAAAAGAAAUCUGAAAGAUACGUUGAACGAAUUGGAUGAUAUAAAGAAGAACGAAGAGGUUGUUGAUGCAAAAAGCAAAGUACAAGAUAGUACGGAGGAUGAUCCACCGCCUGAAAAAGAAUUACCUAUUUUGCCACCUUUGAUUCUUUUGGAUUUUAAUAAUGAUACGAUCGAUGCUAAUACGACGACCGAAGAAAAAUCUAAACGUACGGUUAACAAUGGAUUGGGUUAUGGAUUUGAAAGAAAUUCAUUGUUUUCGGGAAAGACUAAUUAUUAUUUUCCUGCUGGUAAAUCUGGAACGACCGUAAGCAUCGAAGAAUCGAUUAGUCCGUUUCUACCAAGAACGAUAAUCGAAAAAUACAUUCCAAAUAAUCACAAUCUAAAGGAAACUAAUGGAUUUUCGAAUUUACGAACAUCUCAAACCAAUUUCGGAUCCAAUACGAAAGUUCAAAAAGCUACAAAUUAUUAUGACACGGUCGAUUCGAAUUAUAGAGGAAAAACUGAAAGAUUGCAAUCUUCUACUCCAUCUUCCGUUUCGUCGAGCACUCAACUACCACAGAAUCAUUUCGAUUCGAAAUCCUCGAGAUAUUUGCUUUCGAAUUUGAAUAUUCCAUCGUAUCAGUCUACCAACUUCAAUACAGAUUUCAAUGGACAAAGAGGAAAUAUAUUUCGUCCAACUGUCCAAACUUACGUCGAACGAGGUCAAAACGUAUUUCAACCGACCACUACAUCUACUACACAAAUCGAUGACUCGCAAAUAUUUAGUGUGGACUAUACUCCUCAUCGAUCUGCUGAACAGUCAGCAAGUUAUUUCGGAUUAAAACAGAAUGAUUUUCGAGGUAUAUCUUCUUCUUUGAGUCAAUCCAAUCGUCAAUCUGUUAAUUAUAACGACGUUAAUUCUCAGAAUUAUAACGAACAAAGACAAAAUAAAAUGGUCUCAACAACGCCAAGUUCAUUUGACAUAAAUUCACAAAGUUACAGAUACUUACAGAAUAUAUUUAAUCCUACUGCUAAUCAACCGUUUUACAAAGGACAAAGACAAAAUUUCGGAAUUACGUCACAAGAUUCAUUGAUUUCUAAUAUUCCAGACUUUAAUAGAAACAAUUAUCGAAUUUAUAACGAUCAACGACAGAACGAUCGUGCUAUAUUUACGACACCGAGUUCGGUCGAUGGAAAUUACGAAUUCGUCAAAAAAUCCACGACUCUGGCUAAUCUUCCAAGAUAUACGGUAGAAAAUGGUGUACAAUACGAGAAUAAAAUAUUUUGGAAAUAUCCAGACGGUAGAAUAUCUCACGAUCCACCAGCCACUUACGUAGAGACUUACAUCGAAGACUCAACGAUGAGUCCGAAAGUUUCGAAACUUCAUGAAAGUUAUGUUGAGACAUCUACAGAAAAUAGUGCCAAUGCUCAAGGUCCAAUACAGUUUCCAAUAUCACCGGAGUUACCCUCGCAAGAAAAUCCAUUUGUCUCGUCUGAUUCUUUGUCUUCUAAUUUAUCGCAUCAACAGGCAUAUAGAAUUGGUUAUCAGAAUUUAGUUAGCCAAAGACCAAACGUAUUGCUGGCGCAGAGAGCAAAGAUGGAGCUUACAGCGGCCACAACUUCUUCAUUUAUAAACACAACACCUCUCUCGGUUACCAAAAGACCAACAUUCUCGAAUAAAAAUAAGCAAGAUCGUAAUCAUUUUUCAUCGAGUUAUAUUACCACGGAAAAGCCAGUCUCGAGAUAUAUGGUCGAUGGACCAAACGCUGAAUACGUCGAUACUGCCGAAUCCUCAUUGAAAGUCAAGUCAGCCAAUCGGGAUUCAGCGAGUAAGGCCAAGCAGAAUAACAAGAAUCUCAACGACUAUAACAAUCUUCAAUAUUCGGAUCUUCUGAGCUACAAUCCAUCUAUAUCCCAAUAUAUAAAGGAUCCAUCAUCAAUAUUGAACGUUCGACCGACUUUCGUACAAGCUGGAAAUUCUUUAGUACCUGUUAUAAUACUUAGAGUAGACGGAACACCACCGGUUCAACCUAAACCUACGUCCAACAUCAAUCUGAAAGCUCUUCUUCAAGAAUAUUUAAUACAAUAUGCCAACAGUAUAAAGGAAUUAGCUCAGCCGACCAAUUACGAACUUGGAGCGGAACAAUUCAGUCAAACUCAACGUACGAUUCAGGCGGGUAAUCGUUUAUUGCAAUUAGCACGAGAAACGCAAAACGAGAACGACGAUUCUUCUUCAUUGCCGUCUUCUUCUUCUCCUUCUUCCUCCACCUUUCUUUCACAAUCCUUUUAUCCGGUUGCGAAAAAUUACGAAGGAAAUAUAUUUCUAACGCGAGAAGAGGAGACCCGUCCGAUCGUUAAGUUCGGUGAUCGUACUCAUGUAAGACCAAAAACAAAAAGCGUUCAAAUUAUCGACGAUCAGAGAUAUACCGCUUAGAAUUUUCAAUAUUAUAUAAAAUAUGUUAUCCGUACCUGAUAACGAAAUUAUCGUGUCAUAGUUAUUAAUAUCUUUGAUGAAAGAACAUUAAUUGAGAUGCAAUUGAUUUCACGAGGAAUAAUAGCUUUUCGUGGAAGCGUUCUAUAAAAAGAACAAAAAAAAAAAAAAGAAGAAUAAUGGAACUAAUUCAUUCGUUAUUAGAUUUUACUUUGAUUUAGUAUUUAACAAGGGAUUGUGCAAUAUGGCCUCUAUUCGUGUGUUACAUUCCUGCAGAUUAAUUUAGAUGGAAUUGAUAGAAUAGUUAAUCUAACAAUCAUUGUCUCCUAUAAUUAAACCAAAUGACGAGUACGGGCCAAUACUCGAAUAUUUGAUGUACCUGUAUAUUGAUUUAUUUACGAUUCUACGUUUGUACGAUGAGUCUAUUAUAUCGAAUUUACAUUCUUAAAUUAAAACGAGGAAACAGGGAUAUAACACCAAACAGCGUCACUUCGAAAAGGUACCUUGUAAAAACUUAGCUAGUAAGAAGAAAGAUUUCAAAUAUAUGAUGACAGUGGUUGCGAGUUAUUAUACGUUGUUUGUAAGAAAGUACAUAUCUUCAUCUUCUUUUCCUUUUUUUUUAAUCUUUUUUUUUUUUCUUUCCUUUUUUUUAUCGUGAAAGUCACACCUCUCUCGCAAUCUUCCUACUCACUUGACGUUAAUAAUUGCAUGCGAAUGAAAGGGACAUGAUUGAGAGAUACUGCGGUAAGUAUUAUAUUGAACAUAAUUAAGAAUAUUGAAAUAUUAUAAAUUACAUGAAAUAAUUAAAUAAUUAUAUUCGAAUUACAAGACAAUCAUUGAUUGCGUGUGUAUCCUUGAAUUUUAACGAGAAGAAGUAAAGAAAAGAAAAGAUCGUCGGCUAAAUAUUUUUGUGUGCAAGUUUUAACAAAAAAAGAAACAAAAAAAAGAAAAGACCUUUGUAUGAAUAUUAAAAAAAUUUCCAAUUAAAUUUCCAACAAAGUAUAUCCACAUUAGGCUUAUCUCAUAAUCGUAUAAAAUUAUUCAACAAAAAUUGUGCGUACGCGUAAUUGCGAAUAAAUAAUAGAUAUAUCAUUGGCAUUCUUGUUAAUUAAAAUGUUAUUUACCGCGUUUUAUCAUGCAGACAAGCAAUUAACAUUAAUUGUCGACUUGGUGAAAGAAAAAAGAAGAAGGAAUGUUCCAAGUUGGCAAGGUGAUUGGUAGAUUUUAAUGCCACGUUUUCACAAUAGCAAGAGCUACCCAAGAUGAUAUCUCUAAGAAUCUACGAAGCACGAAUUAGCUAAAAGCAAUUAGGUAGAUAGAGUUUGUAUCAAAGUCGAAGAAGUUCGUGCGAGUGUGAGCGCGCGCUCACAAGUUUUCACACUGACAAAAGAGAAUUACCGUCUCUUUUGAAUUACACUUAAACUAUUAAAAAUCCUUUCCAUCGCAUAGAACGUGUUGCAUCGGGAGGAGCGCGUGCAUCGAGCAUAAUGCGUGUGUUCUAGAGCGCAUAAAACUAUGAGUAGAAAAAGUACUGACCGUUUAACUUGUAAAAAUUUUCUUUCAAACGUUUUUACAUUUCGAAAAGGGACAUAUUAAGUUUUAUCGAUGAAUAAACUUUAAAAAAAAAAGAAAUUUUCUAUGGCGAUACUAAUGUAUUUAAGGAAAAAAUUUUCACGAUUAUCGAAACAGAAUCUUAGACGCUUAAUUACAUCCGUUCGUACGAAAUUAUAUCAUAAAGAUUUUACACCACUGUUAUAAUUGGUUUCUAUACGAAAGUAUGGAAACUCGAGUUAAACGUCCGUUUGGUUAAAGACGAUAUCUCAUAAUUGAAACACACCUAUUUCCGAUCUUAUUUCCGUGCUGUAAUUUCUUUUCAUCUGAAGAGUUUGACGUAUAUACACCAUAAUGUUUAGUACCCGUAUCCGAUAUAAGAGAGGAAUCGGACAACAUU
Molecule: messenger RNA, 4553 nt
Organism: Vespula vulgaris
Lineage: Eukaryota; Metazoa; Arthropoda; Insecta; Hymenoptera; Vespidae
Exons: 3
Coding region: 119-2605 (828 amino acids)
Source: RefSeq, a predicted model, not a curated record